Molecule: messenger RNA, 504 nt
Organism: Aspergillus neoniger CBS 115656
Lineage: Eukaryota; Fungi; Ascomycota; Eurotiomycetes; Eurotiales; Aspergillaceae
Exons: 1
Source: RefSeq, a predicted model, not a curated record
UACAAUAUUGACCUUUCAAUGAUCCCUUACCUAACGUCAUUCGUCAGGUUUGAACGCAAUCGUCAGCCACAGGGAUCAGAGUUCACUCACGGUAAUAGCCCUCUCUUCGAUGCCGCACAACAAGAGCUUGAGUCAUGCUACCGUUUCUGUUUUCAGUCUCUGCUGGUUGACUUAGCUCAGUAUCACACUCUCUGCGAGACCUAUGACUUUCUCGGAGUUGAUGGACUGGGCAGUCAGACCAUCGACCAUGUUUUCGUUGACCUUCGGGCCUGGAAAACAGACUACGAGCUUGAAUAUAAGCGUUACCGCGCUAUCAAUGGUGAUAAGACCUUAGCACGAGAUGCAGCGUUCCGACUUUUCUUUCUGAUACUUGCAGGCGAGCUUGGGGACGAGGCAAAUGACAGUGCGAAAGCCUACAAUGCGGUGCUAUUUAUUGUGCCCCAUCCAGGUACUUUUAAAUAUCGCACCAGAACAAUACUGCGUGCGGAUGAGGGUUUUGACUGA